AUGUCAAGAAAUGAAGAAGAAUGUACAAUUUACGUUAAAUGUAUAUCCGGUAUUGAUGAUUUUGCCUUAAACUUCCCCUUGGAUACGCCUGUUUCUCAAGUUCAACAAGAGAUACGACAAAAUUUACCAGAUUCAAUUGUUUCAAGAGUUAGUAUAUCAAGUACUGGAGGUAUAAAUAUAAAUCCUUAUAAAACUGUUGGUGAUUUAUAUAAUGGAUUGAUAAAAUCUGAAUCUGGUUCAGAUUUGCAAAAAUUUUUGAACUUGAAGAUUAAUAUAUGUUUAUGUGGUGGUAAAGGUGGAUUUGGCCAAAUGUUAAAAGUUAAAGCACAUAGUAUGAACAAAAAGAAUAAACGACGCUUAAAAUCAAAUUCUAAGGAUCUUUAUAAAACUUUAGAUGGUAGAAGAGUUAAAACAAUCAAGAAAAUCAAACAAUUGGAUGAAUAUAUGAAUACAUUAGAUGAAGAAUCCAAAACUAGAAUUUCUGAAAAAAAGGCAAAAUUACAAAAAAUUCUUGAUAUUGAUUUGAAUAAAAAUGUUAAAUAUGAAGAUACAAAAUUUUUAGAAGAUAUUGAAACCCAGUUAGAAGAAAUUAGAGAAUCUGUAAAAUUGGAUGAUGAUUUAGAUUUAAUUUCUGAGAGUGAAACAGAUGAAAGUGAUGAUGAAAGUGAUGAAAGUGAUAAUGAGAGUGAUAAUGGAUCUGUUGGUCAAGGCUCUUCAAGCUCAUCAAAGUCUACUGUAUCUAAUAGAAGGGCUAAGAUGACGAAUUUUUUUGAUGAUGAUAUAUCAGAAUCUGAAACUGAUAAUAAAUCGAAAGGUAAGGAAGUGGAUGAGUAA
This is a messenger RNA of Hansenula ciferrii, 834 nucleotides long. RefSeq lists its product as uncharacterized. Lineage: Eukaryota; Fungi; Ascomycota; Saccharomycetes; Phaffomycetales; Wickerhamomycetaceae. The coding region runs from base 1 to 834 and encodes 277 amino acids. The transcript has a single exon. The record is from RefSeq and is a predicted model, not a curated record.